Molecule: messenger RNA, 3528 nt
Organism: Chionomys nivalis (European snow vole)
Lineage: Eukaryota; Metazoa; Chordata; Mammalia; Rodentia; Cricetidae
Product: AF4/FMR2 family member 1-like
Biological process (GO): regulation of gene expression
Cellular component (GO): nucleus; super elongation complex
Source: RefSeq, a predicted model, not a curated record
AUGAGCACCUUCCACUGGCCGCCAUUAACUGCAUUCAAGGACAGCAGUGAAAAUAGUAACCUUCUUCGGACUCGAGAGAAGGAGAGAGGCAAGCAAGAAGAUCACCCGGAGAAAGAGGCGUUUUUUGAAAAGAUGCCACUGUUUGGAGAGCCCUACAAGACUACAAAAAGGGAUGGGUUGUCGCGUCAGAUACAGAACAUACUAGGAGACUAUGAAGUUAUGAAGGAGUUAUGGAGAUCUGUGUCUUGUACUCAGUGUCCAAAUGGUUCUAAAGACAGCCGGGGGAAGCCGAAAUAUCCUUUAUUCCAUGACAGGGAGAGCCUUGCAUCCACCUUCUGUUGCACGCACACCUACCACCAGCUUUUUUGUACUUCUUCUGCCCCUGGAUCACCUUUUGUUGGUAACAUUAGCCACAGUUCAAAGAUGGCUCCACCAAGGAUGGAGCCAGUGCCAAGUCUCCAUGCCAAAAACUAUGGUCCACCCGACAAACAGCAUCCGACUCGAGAUCACCUCAGUCAGGAGGGGCACUCUUCAAACCACAAAAAGUGUGACCGCAGAGCUGAUGGUGACUCAGCUCUGGGUAAAAAACUCUCACCCUUAAUCUCCCCUGUGUCCCAUUUGUCACCUGUACAUUCCAGACUGCAAAGAACCAGCAAGGUUUACAGCAGCAGUAGCACUAGCAAUAAAAGCUACUGUGCAAACAUGUCUUCCAAGGGCCUGAAGAUAAAGGUUCAAGAUAACGAGACUCCUCUUGACAGUUCAGUGGUAAUUACCAGACUUGGGGUGGCCUCUUCUCAAACGUUUCCACCCCUUCCUCUCCUCUCAGAAAGUGUUGCAAUGCAGCAGAAGCCCAUGACAUGUAUCUGGCCCACUGACGGUCAGAAUCAGGCUCCCAGUGAGUCCUUGGGCCUGAAGCUGCCACUGGAAGACAAUGGUCAGCAGAGCUUCGAAAAACUGGAUGUAAAAGUGCCAGACAAAGCCAAACUCACCAGACUGAAGAUAUCUUCACAGUCGGAGUCGGUGGAGCAGUUGUUCUCCAAUGAAGUCCACUGCGUUGAGGAGAUUCUGAAGGAAAUGACCCAUUCGUGGCUCCCUCCUCUGACAACCAAGCAUACACCCAGUACGGCCAAGUCAUCCAGAUCUCCUUUCCCUACAAAGGAUCCUCUGCCCAAUAGUUCUGCAACCCAAAGCCAAAAUCAAUACGAUCCACUUUCCAAAAUCCAUCCCAAUUCACAGCAAGGAACAUCCAUACUCUGGGAGGACCUGCAGCUCAGUGAGAGUGAAGAGAGCGACACAGAACAAGCUGCAGAGAAGCUUCCAUCCCUAUCUGCACCUCCAAGCGCUCCCCAGAUUCUCCCCAAGCCGGUGGUGUCAGCGCAUUCCAGUAGUGCAAAGUCAGAGAGUAGCAGCAGCAGGUCGGACUCAGAUUCAGAUUCAGACUCCGAGAGAGACUCGGAGAGUGAGAGCAGCUCACGCUAUAGCAAGGAGAGUGAGCCCCUAGAAAUCCCUGCUCCAGAGCCCGAGACUCCAACAACAAACUGGUUAACCAAAGUGAAGCAGCCACUAGUGCUCCUUGAGGCUCUGGGGGGCACUGAGUCUCCAAGUGGGCCCCAGGAAAAUAAGGGUGAAAACCUCAACACUGACCAGCUACACCCUGAGUCCAAAGGCUCUCCCCCCAAGAGUUCCUGCAAAGCCGUCCAAGAGCUCACUGAAGGGCCCCAACCUGAGGAGAGGAGCUGCCAAAAACCCUCUGCCCAACAGCAGUCCCCGUCUCAGCAAACUAUUGAGACCAAACAACCCAGAAAACCUGCCAAGGUCUCUGGCCAGGCAGAGCCCCAGGCCUGUUUGCAGGUGGAAAGUAAACCAGGACCCCUUCCUUCUGAAUCAAAAAAACAGAUUUCCAAAGACAAACCCAAGGUGAAGGCAAAAGGCAGGGAGCCUAAGCCUGAAGCUAGCAUGCCCAACCAUCAGGCAGCCGAGCCAGCCCCUAAGGAGAAAAGGAAGCACAAGGGUUCCCCGGCUCCCUCUAAGGUUUCCUCAGGCCCUCAGCCUCCUAAGGACAAAGCUCGAAACAGGAACUCUUUCACUCCACCCCACAGUGGCGGCAGCAAUGGCAGGUCUAGCAACUGCCAACAAACUGCCAAUGUCCAGGAAGACGGUCAAAAGAGAGACACCGAAUUGCUCUCACCACUCAGGAACACUCCACUACCACCGAGUUUGGUAGUGAAGAUAAACCUACAUCAUCUCACUCGGAUUCCCCAGCCCCUGGGGAAGGGGGGCAGCCCCAGGAAAGCAGAAGACAGGCAGCCGCCAGCAGAUAAGGAGCAAGACUCCGAAAAGAGAGACUGCAAUGGCUCCAGCAGACUGAGCAAGAAAAGAAAGGGCAGCGACUCAGAAAAAGACCGUGCCAGCAAGAAAAUCAGAAGGGAGAAAGAUGUCCAGUCACACUGUACUUCUUCUUCCUCUUCCCAUACUGAAUCUUCCAAAACAAAGACUUCCAAAGCCUCCUCAGAGUCCUCAAGAAAAGAAAUGCCUUCUCUGCCACCUGUGUCAGCCUCUUCCUCCUCCCAGAAGUCAAUCAAAACUGCACGCAAGAAGCCAAAGACGGAUGUAGACACCUGUGGUCAGGGCCCUCCCAAAAGUGCAGGCAGUGCCAAUGACAAUGACAAGGACUCUUCUGUUCCCAAGCACAGAAAAGUGCCGAAAGUGCAGGCCAGGGGCUCAGAAUACAUAGGGUCUUCUAGAGAAGCCACAAAUGCGUUCCUAGUGCCUUCUUUGCCAAAGGGUAACUGUAAACCAGGGAAGCCACAAGUGAAACCUUACAAGCAGAAAGCUGACUUUUACAUGAAGGAAGCUAAAAGGAUGAAGUGUAAAGCAGUGGCAAUGAAGAACAAGAUCAGAAAGGCCAUCAAGUAUUUGGAAGCUGUCCUGUCUUUAAUUAAGUGUGGGAUGGCCAAGGAGUCAGAAAGCUCAGUAAAGGCAGCGUACACUGUCUACUCAGAAACUGCAGACCUCAUUAAGUUCACAAUGUCAUUAAAAUCCUUCUCGGAUGCCAUGGUGCCAGCACAAGAAAAGAUAUUUGCCGUUUUAUGUUUACGUUGCCAGUCACUGGUGAACAUGGCAAUGUUUCGCUGUAAAAAGGACAUAGUAAUGAAGUAUUCUCACUCUCCUAGUGACCACUUCAACAAUUCUUCUCUAUGCACAGGUAUUCCGUCCUCCCUCUCCCUAGUGCCUUCUCCUGCCAGAUCUGUCAGAUCCCAGUCAAGUGCUGGUGGGAUGACGGCCACCGUCAGUGUCCCAGUCACCAUCCAGAACAAGACCUUUGCCUAUUUCACCAUCACAAACCACCUCCUUAAAGCCUUGGAACUCUGGGAACAGUCAGAGGCCCUUACAAAGAAGAAUAAAAAAUUCUUUGCUCAGCUCAGCACAAAGGUGCGUAUCUUGACCCUCAACAGCAGCCUGGUGGACCUGGUGAUCGACACAAAGCAAGGUCUGCGGCAGCUGAAACAAACACUCAAAACUCCCUAA